Molecule: messenger RNA, 1176 nt
Organism: Clonostachys rhizophaga
Lineage: Eukaryota; Fungi; Ascomycota; Sordariomycetes; Hypocreales; Bionectriaceae
Source: the annotation of a GenBank genome assembly
AUGUCCUUUACCUCUGUUCCUAUUCUAGAUCUGUCGGAGGCCAAUGACCCGGCAACAAAGCCGGAGUUUCUCACCCAGCUCCGGCAUGCUUUGUUGGAAGUCGGGUUUCUCUAUUUGAAGAAUAUAGGCGAGGCAGAAGAACUUUUCCAAGAUGUGAUAAGCCUUGGCAAGUCCUUCUUCGACAUCCCACGGGAAGAAAAGCUGAGGAUUGAAAUGAAGAAUGCCCGCUCAUUCCUGGGCUACUCCCAGCUGUCCGCAGAGAUCACAGCCGGCGAAAUUGACCAUCGCGAGCAGCUGGAUCUCGCUACCGAGCAUGCCCUCCCUACAGAAGGAUCCCCCCGGCACCACAACCUGCACGGCCCCAACCAGUGGCCGGCAGAGGAGGUAAUCCCCGGGUUCCGCAGCGCCUACACCGAGUACAUGAGGCGGAUGGGCGACAUGUCCAUCUACUUCACGUCGCUCAUCGCCGAGGCCAUCCUCCUCCCCAGGGACGCCUUCGACAAGUACUUUGACGAGGACCAGCACCACAAGCUCAAGAUUGUCAAGUACCCGGACCUUGGGGAGCUUGGCAAGGAGGGCCAGGGCCAGGGCCAGGGUGUUGGGCCGCACAAGGACAGCAUGCUGUCGAGCUACCUGCUGCAGGCCUCAGAGCACAGGGGCCUACAGGUGCAGAACGUCAAGGGGGAGUGGAUCGACUGUCCGCCUGUCCCGGGGACGGUGGUGGUGGCCAUCGGCCAGGGCCUCGAGGCCCUGACCCAAGGCGUGUGCGUCUCGACGACGCAUCGCGUCCUGUCGCCCGCGGCGGGCUCGGGCCCUCGGUUCUCGAUCCCAUUCUUUCAAGGGGUGGACCUGGACACGGACUUUGACAAGCUGGAGAAGGUCGGCGUUGGCGCCGUCCCCGACAGGAUCAAGGAGCAGCGGCGGAGGAUUGUCGAACGCAACGGUGGCAGGCUGGACGAUGUGGAGUUCACCUUCAGGACGGGGGGUGCUUCCAAGACGCUGGGCGAGGCCACUCUGCGGAAUAGGGUCAAGAGCCAUCCGGACGUGGGCGAGCGGUGGUAUCCCGAUAUCCUCAAGAGCAUUCGCGAGGAGCAGGCGGCCCUGGCCAAAGAUAAGAAGGGGACGAGCAGCAACCCGGGAAUCGACGUCCCUCCUCAGGCCGUAGAGGCCCACUGA